AUGACCGCAAGCAGUCGUAUACUCUAUCCUUUGUCCAACAAAGAGUUUGAUAAUGAACUUUUCAAGAAUCCGUCGAGUGACUACAGGGGAGCUCCCUUGUGGUGCUGGAACUGCAAGCUAGAUAAGGAGAGACUCCUAUUCGAGAUUGACACGCUUAAGGAUAUGGGCUUCGGUGGUUUCCACAUUCACUCAAGAGUCGGCCUUGACACCCCAUACCUAGGCGAUGAAUUUAUGUCCUUGGUUAAAGAGUGCCAUGAUUAUGGCAAGUCUAAAGGUCUUAUUACCUACUUAUACGAUGAGGAUAGAUUCCCCUCUGGAAGCUGUGGUGGCAAAGUUCCCAGGGAGAAUCCUGAGUACCGUGCAAAGUAUCUAAUGUUCACCUCUAUUCCAUAUGGUGAGUUUGAGAUCCCAAAGGAGAAUCCGUUUCCUAUGUCCGCCUCCAGAAACGAGAACGGUGAAUUGCUCUGUGCUUUCAAAGUGUAUUUGAAGGAGGGAUAUCUUUCAGAUUACGAGCGGGUUGACAUUUCGAAUCAGGAGAGCUUAAAUAAGGCUAGGUCCGAAGCGGAGGCCACCCCAGGCUGCAAACUUUGGUAUGGAUAUCUAGAGCAUGCCGUGCCUAGUGGCUGGUAUAACAAUUCUACUUAUGUUGACACGUUGAAUGCUGAUGCCAUUAAGUGUUUCAUUGAGACUACUCAUGUGAAGUAUCGCGAUUUGCUCCAAGCUGAUUUUAAGAAAACCGUGAAAUCCAUUUUUACCGAUGAACCUCAGUUUUCUCAUAAAUCCAUAUUUGAAAAGGCGGAAUCGUCUGACCAGGCCUUUGUUCCAUGGACUACCGAUUUACCGGAAACAUUUCAAAAGGCUUAUUCGUAUUCAAUCUUUGAAAAGAUACCGGAGCUAUUCUGGGAGCUGCCUGAUCGCAAGCCUUCCGUCUUUAGAUACCACUAUCAUGACCACGUUUGUCAACGUUUCACCGACGCUUUCGUCAAGACUAUUUCGAAGUGGUGCAGCGAGAACAACCUUGGUUUCACUGGACACAUGCUUGAUGAAGAGGAUCUCUUAACUCAAACUACUUCUCUAGGUGAAGCUAUGAGAGCAUAUCCUCAUUUCGACAUACCAGGUAUUGAUAUGUUGCAAGAUAAGCACGAGUACCACACCGCCAAACAGUGCCAAUCAGUUGUGCAUCAGUAUGGUAAGGAGGGAAUGAUGUGUGAAAUGUAUGGAGUGACCAACUGGGAUUUCACUUUCCAGGGCCACAAAUCACAAGGGGACUGGUUGGCGGCCUUGGGUGUAACCUUUAGGGUUCCUCAUCUCUAUUGGAUGAGCAUGAGGGGUGAAGCAAAAAGGGAUUUCCCCGCUUCCAUUGGCUAUCAAAGUUCUUGGUACAAGAAAUACACCAUCGUGGAGGACCAUUUCUCUAGGUUGAACAUAGCAUUGACCAGAGGUUCACCGGUUGUUAGGAUUGGUGUCAUUCAUCCUAUUGAGAGUUAUUGGUUAGCAUUCGGAACUUGGGAGCAGACGAAGCUCGAAAGAGAAGAAAGACAAGUCAAUUUUGACCACCUCAUUAAAUGGAUGCUCUUCGGCCUCCUCGAUUUUGACUAUGUUGCCGAGUCACUUCUUGAGGAUACUACCAAAUUGGGGGAGAUUACGGAGCAAUUCCCAUGUGGUGUUAUGAAGUAUGAUGUUAUUGUUGUCCCAUCUCUAAGAACAAUAAGAAGGUCAACGCUCGAAAGAUUGGAAAUGUUUGCUGCAAAAGGCGGUAAAGUUGUCUUUAUGGGUGAGGUUCCAAGCUUGGUAGACGCAGUGCCUACUACUUCGCCUGCUGAGUUAGCUAAGGAGUGCACUGUUAUUCCAUUUACCAAGAGGGCUCUAUACACUACUUUAGAGCCAUAUAGAGAGAUUGGUAUUGAUUUCGUUGAUCCGGUUGACCACGAUUGUUUGUUGUACUCCAGAUUGAAAGAUUCGAUUCUAUACAACAUGAGACAGGAGGUCGACGGCAGUAGAUACUUGUUCUUGUGCAAUACGAGCACCGAGCAGAAGCGUACCGGCUCUAUCAUCACUAUAAAGGGGAAUUGGGACUUGACUAUUAUGGAUACGUUCACUGCUGAACAGAAACAUUUUGCUGACGUCACAAUUAAAAAUGGCAAGACUACUUUCCACUGGGACUUUUCAAUGGUUGGGUCUCUAUUAUUAAAAUUGGUUCCAACUAAGCAGAUCGUAAAUUCUGCUGAACCGAUCGUUGAGGAGGUUCCUAGCGACAUUGUGCCGGUGGAGGAUGAUAUCAAGUAUACAUUGUCCGAACCAAAUGUCUUAAUGCUUGAUUUCGCUGAAUCCUUUAGAAUUGAUGAAGGUGAAUGGCAAGCAUCUGAAGAAGUUUUGAGAAUUGAUAACAUUGUCAGGUCGAUUUUGAAGCUCCAAGCGAAGAACAUGGAAUUUCCUCAACCGUACUCGUUCAAAGAUGAAAGAACAUUCCGUCACUCCGUGACUAUGAGAUUUAACUUUGUUUCUGAGGAGGAUGUCGAAUCACCUAUUCUAGCCAGUGAACUAAAGGAGGAUAUUGAAAUCUCGAUAGACGGUGUAAAGGUCGAAGAGUUGAUUGAUGAUGGUUACUUUGUUGAUAAGGAUAUUUACAAAAUCAAGCUUCCAUCGUUUAAAGCAGGAAGCCAUACCUUGUCCUACAAGAUGCCUAUGAACCAGUUCUCUAAUAUAGAGAGAUUGUAUUUGCUCGGUGACUUUGGUGUUAGGGUUAAUGGAAAGCAUACGAAGAUUGUAAAGAAGCAGGAUACCCUUGUGUAUGGCAACUGGGUCGAGCAGGGCCUUCCAUUUUAUGCUGGUAAUGUCGUAUAUCGUAUACGAAUUCCUGAUGAUGUGUCCAGCUUCCAGGGCUCCGUUAAACUAAGGAUUAGGGAGUUCAAAGCACCGCUCAUUGGUGUUUCUAUUGACGGAAAGGACGUUGGCUCUAUCGCUUUUGACCCAUUCAAGAUAAACCUUGGGAACUUGAAAGGAAAGAGAGAAAUUGAGCUUACCGUCUAUGGUGACAGAUUUAAUUCCUUUGGUCAUAUUCAUUUUGCUAACUCCAAGUUCCCAUGGUGUGCUCCAAAUGCUUGGAGAACUGUUGGCGACCAAUGGACAUACUCUUACUUGCUUCAACCAAAAGGUAUCACAGAAACUCCUACCUUCGAGUUAUAUGCUUGA
This is a messenger RNA of Brettanomyces nanus, 3192 nucleotides long. RefSeq lists its product as uncharacterized. The coding region runs from base 1 to 3192 and encodes 1063 amino acids. The record is from RefSeq and is a predicted model, not a curated record. Lineage: Eukaryota; Fungi; Ascomycota; Pichiomycetes; Pichiales; Pichiaceae. The transcript has a single exon.